Thlaspi arvense is the source of this 2571-nucleotide messenger RNA. The record is from the annotation of a GenBank genome assembly. NCBI's taxonomy places the organism in Eukaryota, Viridiplantae, Streptophyta, Magnoliopsida, Brassicales, Brassicaceae.
AUGGUCGGCAGUGGUACUAGGGUUUCGAUUCCGGCGAGUACCCGGAAGACGAUUCAGAACAUCAAGGAGAUCACUGCUGGGAACUACAGUGAGGAUGAGAUUCACGCAAUGCUCCAUGAAUGCAAUAUGAAUCCCGACGAGACCUACCAACGCCUACUUCUUCAGGAUCCAUUCCAUGAGGUUAAAAAAAAGCGUGAUAAGAGAAAAGAGAACCUUAGCAGCAAGGAUUCUGUUGAAUCACAAUGGAGACCUGGUGGUUCGGGCCGUGGUAGCAGGGGUGGUCGUAUGAAUUUCUCUUCCCGCCAUUCAUCACAUGAUGCUGCUGGUGCAAAGAAUUCUUUCAGAAAAGAAAAUGGUUUAAAGCAGGUCACUGAUCCAUCAACUUCAACCUCUCAAGAGAUAAAAACUAAAGACAAUGCGUUGGUGCCAAGCCUUUCAGCUGGGGUGGAUAAGAGUUCUGUUGGUUUGACAUCAGGAAGCUCUGAUGUUCAUCAUACUUCCAACCUACCAGCUAGUUCAGGCCAGCUUAAAACUACUGGAUCUUCAGUUCCCUCAAACAACAUUGAUGGUGCACCAUCUUCUGUUGAAUUAAACAAGAAUCCUGUAGCAUUGGGCUCUAGGGGUGUGCAUACUGAGCAGAAGUCGGCUGAUUCUCUGCCCAAAUCAAUGAGCGAGCAAACAGGACAUGAACAACACAUUGGAGAUAGCAAGUUCCAUACCAGAUCCCGUGGGGUUGGGAAGACUGCUAUGAAUGAUUCUUAUGUUCCGAGGCCUGCUUCGUCUCAUAGCAACAGCACGGGUAGUCGGCCUUCUUCUAACUACAGUAAUCGGUCACAUCAGACUGUUGGUCCUCAGAGAGGUACUGGUCCCACUAAGGAAUGGAAACUGAAGCCAGUCAACCAUAAUACUACUCAGGGUUCUGGUGCAUCAUCUACAACUGAAGUUCUUGCAGUUCCUACAGAAGCCAGUGACAAAUCUGUUGAAGCUGUUAUUCCUUCAGCAGAGGACACAUCAAGAUUGCAGAUGCAGCUUGAAGAUUUGCAGAUUCAACGUCAGCAUGUUAUUAUUCCAAACCACAUUCUUGUUCCAGAGGCUCAACGAACCAAGUUAAGCUUUGGAAGCUUUGAUGCUGGCUUUUCUAUAAGCUCAUUAGCUUUGCCGGAGAAUGAAAAGAGAUCUGCACCUCUCUCUCAGAAUUCGCAGGAAGUUGAAGAAACCUGUGAAGAGGAGGAAUUUAGGCUGACAGUUGAUCUAAUAGAAUCAAUGGUUAAGUGGGUUUUGUUUCUAGAAACAAAUUUGAGUCUUGCUUUGCUCUUCAGUUCGAAACUUCACCCCCAUUCGACUGAAAAGGAAGAGGACAAUAAUGUUUACUCCCAGUCGCCUUCACAAGUUCAAGAUGAUAUGGCUGGUGAAGGUAUUACUGCAACAAAUGCGGCUCCAGAGUAUGAUGUCUCCAAGCAAGAGAAUAUGUUGGAGUCCGAAAGCAAUCAAAAUUCUUUUGACCAUGUUCCAAGUAAUAUUAUGGGACUUGUUCCUCCAGCUCAUGGGAGCCAGCUACCACAAUUUGAGAGUGCUGACGCUCAAGCACGUGAUGCCCUUCGUAUUCCCAAUUUUGUGGUCCAACAACCAUUUGAUACAGCGAGUUACUAUGCUCAAUUCUACCGCUCAGGCCCUGAUAGUGAUGGCCGUGUUUCUCCCUUUGUUUCCCCAGGGGUUGCGUCCAAAUUUAAUGGAAAUGUCACAGUAUUGCCUCCGCAUUCAUCUCAAACCAUGCAAGAGGGCGGAAACAACUUAGUUCUGUCCACACCUAGUCCAACUCCACUGGUAACUCAAGCUGCUGGGCUGAUGCAGAGCGCUAUACCUGUCACGCAGCAGCCUGUUCCUGUUUUCCGCCCCCCGGGAUUACACAUGUCGCAUUAUCCACCAAACUACAUGCCAUACGGACACUACUUCUCCCCAUUCUAUUUACCUCCCCCGACAAUGCACCAGUUCCUAAGCAAUGGUGCAUUUGCUCAGCAGCCUCAGGCAAGUGGUGUCUAUCCUGCUCCUCCACCCCCUGGAGCUGCCACGGGAGGCAAAUACACACUCCCUCAUUACAAGCCCGGGACUAAUACAGGAAACUUAACUCAUGUUGGUAUGCCUGGUGGUUACGGACCAACAUAUGGUUCCUUCCCAGCAGGAUAUACUCCCACAUCUGCUGCUUCAGCCGGGAAUUCAACCUCCAAUGAGGAUCUCAACACAUUGCAGUUGAAGGAAAACAACGGCUACAGCACAACGGGGCAACAGAGUGAACCACUGCCUGUAUGGAUUGCUGGACCAGGACGAGAUGUGUCGAGCUCUUUCUACGGUUUACAGCACCAUGGACAACACGUGACUUACGCUCCAGCACAAGCAGGUCACGUCGCAUUCCCAGGGAUGUAUCAUCCAGGACAAGCAGUGACAGCCGCAGGAGUUCAUCAUCCGCUUUUACAACAGUCUCAAGGUGUUGCUGGACCUGAAAUGGUUGCACCUGCGCCUAACGUUUUCCAACAGCCUCAGCAAACACAGAUGAACUGGCCAAGUAAUUACUGA